Messenger RNA from Gryllus bimaculatus (two-spotted cricket), 1965 nucleotides. The record is from the annotation of a GenBank genome assembly. NCBI's taxonomy places the organism in Eukaryota, Metazoa, Arthropoda, Insecta, Orthoptera, Gryllidae.
AUGCAUCGCCGCGCGUCCUCGUCCACCCGCAUGGCCGCGCCCCUGGCGCUGCUGGCGCUACUGGCGACGGUCGGGGCGCCCGGCGCGCGCGCCUUCGGCCUGGACUUCCUGCGGCCGCUGCGCCUGCUCGAGGCGGUGUCCGCCUUCUUCCGCGAGCACAACGCCUACCCCGAGAAGCAUGUGCGCGAGACGUCGGCCUCCAAGGUGGCCGCCAUGGGCCCCUUCGACUUCGUGGUGGUGGGCGCCGGCGUGGGCGGGGCCGCUGUCGCCGCGCGCCUCUCCGAGGAGAAGGACUGGAAGGUGUUGCUGCUGGAGGCCGGCAAAGACGAGAACACACUAACUGACGUGCCCGUGCUGUCCGCCGUCUGGCAGUCCACGCCCUUCAACUGGGGCUACCGCACUGAGCCGCGGCCCGACGUCUGCCUAGCAAUGAACGACCACCGAUGCAGCUGGCCGCGCGGGAAAGUCAUUGGUCAGUGUCCCUUAUUUGCAUACGCAAUAUACUGCCGUUUUGGGUUCUUAUUCUCGUCCGCAGGCGGAACGUCAGUGAUCAACUACAUGGUGCACACGCGCGGCCACCGCCUGGACUACGACGCGUGGGCGGCGGCGGGCAACGAAGGCUGGAGCUACGACGACGUGCUGCCCUACUUCAAGCGCAACGAGCGCGUGCUCAUCGACGAGUACGCGCACGCGGAGGACCGCGGCCACGACGGCCCGCUGAACGUGGAGCGCGUGCCCUACUCCACGCCGCUCAGCCACGCCUUCGUGCGCGCCGGCCGCGAACUGGGCUACCCGCAGGUGGACUACAACGCGCAGGGCCCCACGGGCUUCUCGCUCAUCCAGGCCACCAUGCGCAACGGCAGCCGCUGCAGCGCCAACAAGGCCUACCUGCGACCCGCUCGCGACAGAGACAACCUCUUCAUUACAUCGAAGGCUCAAGUCACCCGAGUGAUCAUCGAUCCCAAGACGAAGCACGCGACGGGCGUGGAAUUCAUGAACGGCCACUCCACGUGGAAAGUGUUCGCCAAGAAGGAGGUGAUCCUGUCGGCAGGCGUCUUCAACUCGCCACAGCUGCUCAUGCUGUCGGGUGUAGGUCCCAAAGAGCAUCUCAAAGAGCUGGAUAUCCCGCUCGUGCAGGACCUCAAGGUCGGCUACAAUCUCAUGGAACACUAUGGCUUCCUAGGCACCACGUUUAUCGCGGUGGGCUACGUGCGCACGCCGCGCCAGGACGACGGCACCGGAGACGAGCGGCCGAGCGUAGAGCUGCUGUUCGUGGGCGCGACGCUCGCCUCCGACGACGGCACCGCCGUGCCCCUCGGCCUGGGCCUCAAGCGCAGCGACUACAACGCCUACUUCGCCCCGCUCACCUUCCACGACGGCUUCACCAUCUGGCCGCUGGUGAUGCAGCCCAAGAGCCGCGGCCGCGUCACGCUGCGCUCGCGCGACCCCUUCGACGCGCCGCUGCUGCAGGCCAACCUCUUCUCCCACCCGCACGACAUGGAGGUGAGCACUGGGCGCAGUCGUCACGGAAAGGAACGUAGUUCACGAAGUCCAUGGCUGGCGAGCGAUUCCAGAAUCCAUCGUGCGCAGGUGCUGAUCGAGGGCAUCAAGAUGGCGGUGCGCGUGGGGCAGAGCAAGGCGUUCGCGCGCUUCGGGGCGCACCUGCACGCGCGCCCGGUGCCCGGGUGCGAGGGCGUGGCGUUCGGCUCGGACGCGUACUGGGCUUGCGCCGCGCGCCACCUCACCGCCGUGCUGCACCACACGUCGGGCACGUGCAAGAUGGGGCCGCGCUCCGACCCGGACGCCGUGGUGGACCCGCAGCUGCGCGUGCACGGCCUCGAGGCGCUGCGCGUGGUGGACGCCUCCGUCAUCCCCGUCGUGCCCACGGGGCACACCACCGCCCCCACCUACAUGAUCGCGGAGAAGGCCGCCGACCUCAUCAAGAAGGCGUGGGGACGCCUCUAG